UCUAACAGUCCUUACCUCAGCACGGCCAUCGUUCUCGCCCUGAAAUCUCGACGAAAGUCAGCGCCAACAGCUUCACUUAGCUCUGCAAGGUCCCCAACGGAUAUCAGAUUGGCCUCCAACUAUCAGCAUACCACCCACCGAGCAUGGUCGAUUCAGAUGAUGAUUACAUAGAACGUGGUUCUGUCUCGUCAGAUGAAGAUGCGGAAGUAACAAUAUCCUCGUCAAUAGGAAAUCCUGGCGCUCAUGGAAAUGCCAGCGCAAGUAAUUAUGGCACCCGAGCAAGAACAAAACCUGCCGACAUGGUGGCAAAUGCGAACAAGAAGAGCAAGGAGAAGGUGAAGCCCAGAGGGCGGGAAAUGGCCUGGGAAAGAGAAAUCCGGACAGACUUCCGAGUAAGGGAGGGGCAAGACGGUUUGAUUAAGGGACAUGUGGAAGGUCUUGUGGAAGCUAGGAAGAGAAAGAGGCUACGACAAGACACCGAACCAUUCCAACGAGGCAUCAUUCGCCAUGUUGCUCUUGUCCUCGACCUCAGCGAAGCCAUGCUUGAGAAAGAUAUGCGCCCAAACCGCUACCUCGUCACCCUCAAGUACACACAGGAGUACAUUCGCGAGUUCUUCGAGCAGAACCCGAUCAGCCAGAUGCUCAUUCUCGCCAUGUACGACGGUAUAUGCAUCAAGAUCAGCGACCUCAGUGGCAACCCGUCCACACACAUAUCCGCCCUCAUCGCACUACGAAACCCACGUAACCCCCGCGAAGUAGCCAAAGAACCAAAAGGCAGCCCGUCUCUCCAAAACGCCCUUGAACAUGCCCGCGCCUCUCUCCACCACACUCCAUCCCACGGCACGCGCGAAGUCAUCAUCAUACUAGGUGCUCUGCUGUCCCUCGACCCCGGCGAUAUCUUCAAGACUAUCUCCGCCUGCGUCGCAGACCACCUGCGCGUGGCAAUCAUUGGCAUGGCGGGCCGACUCCGUAUUUGCCAAGAAAUAUGCGCGAAGACAAACGCAAACGAUCCCUCGUCGUACACAGUCGCGCUCGAUCAAACACACUUCCGCGAGCUACUACUCGCAACCACAACGCCGCCAGUGAUUCGCAAGCCCACUGCUGCGGCGCAAGCGGCGAAUCCAGCGUCUUUGUUGCUGAUGGGCUUCCCGAGCAGGGUCAUCGAGGAUAGCCCCACGCUGUGUGCAUGCCACGGACAGCUGACACGGGGCGGGUAUACGUGUUCGCGGUGUAUGGCGAAGGUGUGUUCGUUGCCGAGCACCUGCCCGAGCUGUCAUCUUACCCUUAUUCUGUCGACGCAUCUGGCGAGAAGCUACCAUCAUCUGUUCCCGCUGCGGAAUUGGGUCGAAGUCAGCUGGCAGCGGGCGCUGAAGAAAGGCAGUGUGCAGUGUACAGGGUGCUUGACUGCAUUUCCGCCGGUGCCGGCGGAUAUGAGGGAUUCCAAGGGAAAAGGAAAGGUAACUAAUGGGAAUCAUGAGUCGAACGGAGUCAACGGCGCUGUGCGGCAAGAGAAGGUCGAGGGAGCAAGCGAAAGCUCACGUUACGAAUGCGAGACGUGCGGAGAGCAUUUUUGCAUAGAUUGCGAUCUGUUCUGUCACGAGGUUGUGCAUAACUGUCCAGGUUGCCAGAGCAGCGUGCCCGAGGGGGAUGUAGUUCAGGGGCAGAACGGUGCUGCAGGGGACGGAAACAGGAUGGAUGUGGAUUGAGAAAAUAUCUCAUUCGAAAGUUUUUGGUUUUUGGGUGUAGUUCUGCCAGUCUUGGGAUUAGCGAUGGCGUUGCGGUGCUCUUUUCUUCGGGACUCUUUUGGAAAGAAAUACGCAAGGAGGGAUGGAUACACGAACUAAAGCGGCUGUACGAAGUGACGUGAAGAGAAGCGAAGCGAAGUAGAAGCAGACAGACACGACGAUAGACAAUUCAGGAUACACGAAACCAUAACC
This is a messenger RNA of Pseudovirgaria hyperparasitica, 1937 nucleotides long. Its product is annotated as TFIIH basal transcription factor complex, subunit SSL1. Gene Ontology annotation, molecular function: zinc ion binding. The coding region runs from base 300 to 1706 and encodes 468 amino acids. NCBI's taxonomy places the organism in Eukaryota, Fungi, Ascomycota, Dothideomycetes, Acrospermales, Acrospermaceae. The record is from RefSeq and is a predicted model, not a curated record. The transcript is spliced from 2 exons. Gene Ontology annotation, biological process: nucleotide-excision repair; DNA-templated transcription; regulation of transcription by RNA polymerase II. Gene Ontology annotation, cellular component: transcription factor TFIIH holo complex; transcription factor TFIIH core complex.